Messenger RNA from Stegastes partitus (bicolor damselfish), 2307 nucleotides. It is a transcript of the gene c1galt1la, whose product is annotated as core 1 synthase, glycoprotein-N-acetylgalactosamine 3-beta-galactosyltransferase 1, like a. Gene Ontology annotation, molecular function: N-acetylgalactosaminide beta-1,3-galactosyltransferase activity. Bases 286 to 1500 code for a protein of 404 amino acids. Gene Ontology annotation, cellular component: membrane. The transcript is spliced from 4 exons. The record is from RefSeq and is a predicted model, not a curated record. NCBI's taxonomy places the organism in Eukaryota, Metazoa, Chordata, Actinopteri, Pomacentridae.
GAAUGUAAAUCUAUCCGGUGGCUUUUCUCUCAAUAAUCAUGUUGUUCGGGGAAGCAAUAAUAGGGAGAACCAAAAAGCAGCAGCAGCAGUAGCAGCAGCAGCAACUCGGAUGAAUGUGAGCCACACAUGUGAGCAGAUGUCCGGCUGGUGUAGCAGGCUGGUGCCGCUCUCAGGAAACACUGACUGCUCAAAGGGCUGACAAGCAAACCGUGCUCACAAGUGACUGAUCCUCCCAGCGAAGACAUGCUGUAACUGGGACGUCGCGGCGCUGGAGACGGUGUCACCAUGAAGGGCGGCGGCUCCAGAUGGGCCUUUUCACUGGGCUUCCUGGUGGGGGCCUGCAGCGUGUACUUCUUCCUGCACCAGAUGUGGUUUGAGAGAAGCUACCCAGUGCUGUCAGAGACUCAGGAAAAAGCCACGGUGGUAGGCUCACUUCCAACUCCAUCCAGUUGGAAGAAGGAAGGAUCUGCUCUCAUCAACCUCCUCCGCCUUAACCGUGCAGACGAAGACGGCCGGGUGGCGGAUGUGUUGUACAAGAAGGUACGUGUUCUCUGUUGGGUGAUGACGGGGCCGGCUAACCUGCAGAGCAAAGCCCGCCACGUCAAGGCCACCUGGAGUCGGCACUGCAACUUAGUUCUGUUCAUGAGCUCGGUGGAGGACCCCGCCUUUCCCACUGUAGGUCUGGGCACCAAGGAGGGCCGCGAUCAGCUCUACUGGAAGACCAUCCGGGCCUUCCAUUAUGUCUACGAACACCACCGGGAUGAAGCGGACUGGUUCCUAAAAGCAGAUGACGAUACCUAUGUGGUGGUGGACAACUUGCGCUGGAUUCUGUCAAAUCACACCUCUGAAGAACCCAUCUAUUUUGGGAAACGCUUCAAGCCUUAUAGCAAACAAGGAUACAUGAGCGGGGGGGCGGGCUAUGUGCUCAGCAAAGAAGCCCUCAAGAGAUUCGUGGAGGGUUUUCGGACCAAGGUUUGCACCCACACCACCCCUGUAGAAGACCUAGCGCUGGGGCAGUGUUUGGAGAAGAUGGGCGUUGUGGCUGGGGACUCCAGAGAUACUUUGCUUCGAGAAACAUUUCAUCCGUUUGUGCCCGAACACCAUCUGACCAGCAAGUUCUCCAAGAACUUCUGGUACUGGAGCUAUUGUUACUACCCAAUUGUUGAGGGUCCACAGUGCUGCUCAGAUCUGGCAGUGUCAUUCCAUUACGUGGAAGCAGAGCUGAUGUACGAGCUGGAAUACUACACCUACCACCUGAGAGCGUAUGGCUACUUGCCACGCUACCCCCCCUCCCUACGCCAGCGUCUGAACCUCAGCCCAGUCUCGCAGACGACCACGACGCUGGGACUUAAAGCAGUUCAGGAGGAGAUGGACGGAAGGAGUCGCACAGCUGCUAACUUUUCUGUUAGUAAAAACCAAACCAAAGAGGAGAAGGAGCCAGAGAAGGACAACCUUAUCUCAAAGCUCACUGAGAACAGGACUGUAGUCGCACAUCACUGAUUCGCUGUGCUGCAGUUCAGCUGAGGUUGAACAUGUUUUAACUGUGUCUGUUCUACAUUAGAAUCUACAUUUGGACACUUGUGGCUACUUUCACUCUGUGAUAGGAGCUGCAGUAGAAAGCACAGACCGUUGCAGAGAAGUCUGUUACUGGUAUAUUGGUUAACGAGACUUUUCUUCUGACAGAGUUUCAUUGAACUAAUCACAGUUUAUUCCAGCCAGUGUCACGCUUUCCACCCUCCCAGUGUGAAUGGUCAAAACUUGAAUAUGAUUCAGUGGUAGCUACAUGUGACGUCGCUAUUUUUAGACAACAAACACUUGAUUUAGCUCGAUUGUUUCUUGACAUCAUCAGCGUUUGGAUUUAAGGUGGACUCUGGACACGACUACAGUGUGUCUGGAGUAUCACCCAAUCUGCAGUGAGAUACAGUGUUAGAUGUAUGGAAUGAUUUCAGAAUUUGUUUUAUUAUUUUAACCACUUUCAUUUUUCAUCAAAUGGAGCACAGCAACAUGUGGCAUAACUUUAAUAUAUUUACCCUUCAUAACUUUGAUAUAUUUAGCCUUUUUACUUUAUGACCACCUUGAUUUUCUAAUGUGAUUUUUUUAUUUUUUAUUUUUUGGAAGAAAAAAAAACGCAAACUUUUUAAUUGCUUUAAUCUUUUUUAAGUCUAUGUCUUUGUUUGUGUUUUGCCUUUUUUAAUUUCCUUUUUGAUGUAUUUGCAGCCCGAUUAUUAAUGCAGACUUUAAAUCCAGGGCCAGCAGUGAUGCAGUGUUUGUUUCAGGAAUAAAAGCAACAAAACUGUGCCGUGAAAA